GCCGCGCUUUCCUCCCCGAUCAUCACACCCGCUGUCUGACAGCAUGAAGCGCCUGGACAACCGGGCCGAGAGCCACCUGGCCCCGCAGGUGGAGUUCGACACCAUGGGCAACGCAGCUUGGGUGAACCAAGGCUACUGCGAGUCCCCUCCGACUUUGCCCCGAGGGAUCAGCACCAUCUACAACUCCCAGCCCCACUUCCAGGGCUCCACGGACAGCAUGUACAAGCUGGACACGGCCGGUGCAUUCCUGGAGGAGCCACCAUCAGCUGACCGCAGCCUGAUGAAGAAACAACGGGGCUGCUGCUCUUUCAUCAAAGGCUUCUGGGGAACAACUCUGACUGAAAACACUUCAAACAACAGAGAAUUGUUUGUCCGAACCACUCUGCGUGAGUUGGUGGUCUAUCUGGUGUUCCUGGUGGAUAUAUGCCUCUUGACAUACGGUAUGACUAGCUCCAGCACCUAUUACUACACUAAAGCCAUGACGGACCUGUUUGUGAACACGGGCGGUGAAAGUGGGGUUAACUUUCAGUCCAUUGGCUCCAUGGCCGACUUCUGGACUUAUACUCAGGGCCCAUUGCUGGACGGCCUCUACUGGACUAAAUGGUACAAUAACAAGUCCCUGAACAGAGGAGAACAGUCCUUUAUCUACUAUGAGAACAUGCUGUUGGGAGUGCCCAGAAUGAGGCAGAUCAAGAUCGUGAACAACUCCUGCAAGGUUCCCAAGGACUUUGAAGAUGACAUCACAGGCUGCUUCGAUGUUUACAACGAGAAGAAGGAGGAUGACCAUAGCUUCGGUGUGAUCAACGGCACCGCCUGGACUUACCACACAGAGAAAGAAGUCAAAGGUUCCUCUCACUGGGGCCUGCUGACCACGUACAGCGGAGCGGGAUACUACCAAGACCUGAGUCGCACCAAAGAGGAGAGCGCCAUCAUACUGGGGGAACUGGUGGACAACCUGUGGCUCGACCGAGGAACCAGAGCAGCCUUCAUUGACUUCUCUGCGUACAACGCAAACAUCAACAUGUUCUGUGUCAUCAGGUUGGUGGUUGAAUUCCCGGCAACUGGUGGAGCGAUCUCUUCCUACCAGAUAAGAACCGUCAAACUGAUUCGCUACAUCAACCACUGGGAUUACUUUGUCCUCGGCUGCGAGGUGGUUUUCUGUAUUUUCAUCCUCUACUACGUUGUGGAGGAGAUCCUUGAGCUACGAAUACACAGGUGCUCUUAUUUCAAUAGCAUCUGGAACAUACUGGAUAUUGUUGUCAUAAUGCUUGCCAUCGUUGCUAUUGUCUUCAAUAUUUUUCGAACCAUCAAAGUGGAUAACUUACUUGGCAAACUCCUGGAACAACCUGGUAUCUAUGCUGAUUUUGAGUUUCUGGCCUUCUGGCAAACGCAGUACAACAACAUGAAUGCAGUCAACUUGUUCUUUGCCUGGAUCAAGGUUUUCAAGUACAUCAGUUUUAACAAGACCAUGACUCAGCUAUCCUCCACACUGGGUCGAUGUGCCAAGGAUAUCCUGGGCUUCGCCAUUAUGUUCUUCAUAGUGUUCUUCGCCUACGCUCAGCUUGGAUAUUUGCUCUUCGGGACGGAAGUUGAAUCUUUCAGCACCUUUGUCAAGUGCAUCUUCACACAGUUCAGGAUUAUUCUCGGAGACUUUGAUUAUGAUGCCAUUGACAGGGCUAACAGAGUACUUGGGCCAAUCUACUUUGUUACCUAUGUGUUCUUUGUUUUCUUUGUUUUACUGAACAUGUUUCUGGCCAUCAUAAAUGACACAUACUCUGAAGUUAAGGAGGAGCUUUCUAGCCAAAAAGAUGAGCUACAGAUCACUGACAUCAUCAAACAGAGCUACAUGAAGACUUUUACGAAGUUGAAACUUAAAAAGGAGAAAAUAUCAGAUGUUCAAAAGGCACUACAAUCUGGAUCUGGAGAAAUCGAAUUCAAGGACUUCAGAGAAACUCUGAAAGAGAUGGGACAUUCUGAGCAGGAAAUCUCUGCAGCCUUUUCUCGGUUUGACCAUGAUGGGAACCAGAUUCUAGACAAAGGCGAACAAGAGAGGAUGAAAAUUGAGCUGGAGGAAAAGAGGGAUGCUCUUUGCACUGAGCUCAACCAUCUUGGAAGGCAUUAUGGGAAAGAUUUAACGUCCAAUCAGCAGAAGCAAUCCAGUCAUGCGUUUGUGGAUCAGGAACAGUUUCUAAGACUGGCCAGACAGGUUUUCCAGCUCGACAGCUCGGUGACAGGCAUCCGAUCCAGCAUCGAGUUCAUUAUGGAGAAACUGGGGUUACAAGAGAAAGGAAAGGAAACAGCAAAGAAAUUCACUGUGACCGACAACGAUGUGAGUCUGGAAAUACCCAACGACCAUAAACCCUGAUGCAUCAAAAACUUUAGCAGUUCACAUUGAAAGGUUUAAUGAAGCUAUGUAACAAAUGUGUUCUGAUAAUGCCAAAGAGGUUGUAACUCAAUAUCCCACAAUGGUUUUAUUCUUAAUUCCCAUGAAUAAAAAAAAAGGCAUAAUUUAUGACUCCUUAUCAAGAGGGACAAUACUGCCUGAGAUGGGAGCAUCCUGGUUUGUGUGGACAGAGGGACAAAGGCGGAGACGUUGUCCAGGAGAGCAGCAGAUUCCACAGGCGCCGCACACGAUUCCCGAAUGUGAUGAACCUCUGAGACACAGAAGCACGGGUUAAAGGGCCG
Messenger RNA from Pungitius pungitius (ninespine stickleback), 2685 nucleotides. RefSeq names its product polycystic kidney disease 2-like 1 (gene pkd2l1). Gene Ontology annotation, cellular component: membrane. The record is from RefSeq and is a predicted model, not a curated record. The coding region runs from base 44 to 2365 and encodes 773 amino acids. The transcript has 14 exons. Gene Ontology annotation, molecular function: calcium channel activity; muscle alpha-actinin binding; sodium channel activity. NCBI's taxonomy places the organism in Eukaryota, Metazoa, Chordata, Actinopteri, Perciformes, Gasterosteidae. Gene Ontology annotation, biological process: detection of mechanical stimulus; potassium ion transmembrane transport.